CGGCAUGUGCUUAUUAUUCGUCUUACUAAACGCAUAAACGUUUCGACGCUCGAAUGGUAAUAAUGUUGUGAUUUGCCAUGAGCGAAACUUGAAAAGCAUGUUAGAAAUUAUUAUAAUAUUUUGCCUCGCCAGUAUCCACUUAAAUAAUUACCGAUAAGAGGAGUGUAUUCAAUUUAUUAACAAUUGAUUUCUGCGGUUUCGAUCCUAGCUAGAACUAAGUUCAAGUCGCAAAGUAACAACAUGCCUGUUGGUUGGAGACUAACCAUUUCAAAAUGUUGUCCAAUACCGCAAAGAUACGUUCUGGCCAUAAUGGGUUUUCUUGCAGUUGUAAAUGCAUAUGCAAUGCGAGUGUCCCUGUCCAUUGCCAUAACGGAAAUGGUGAAACCCUCGAAUUCUUCCAGCGAGAAUAAUUACGAAGAUCUUUGUGCUGUUGGCAAAACGAAUAGUUCCCACAACAACGCCGUUAAGAACCCCGAUAUUUUGUACGAUUGGGACGAGCCCACCCAGGGAUGGAUUCUCAGUGCGUUCUAUUGGGGAUAUUUAAUAACCCAUCUACCCGGUGGGAUUCUAGCCGCAAAAUUUGGAGGAAAAUACACGCUGGGAUUAGGGAUUCUAUCAACUGGAAUUUUCACCAUUUUAACCCCAUGGAUUGUGAUAAUGACGCAUGGSAAUUGGAAGUGGAUUGUUGCAUUAAGGGUAGUUGAAGGACUAGGCGAGGGUACCACUUAUCCAGCAUUAAAUACUAUGCUCGCUCAAUGGGUCCCAGUAGGGGAACGAUCUAAAAUAGGUUCUUUGGUAUAUGCUGGUGGUCAAAUUGGUACGAUCGUUUGCAAUCUCAUCAGCGGCCAACUAAUAACAGCGACUGAAGACUGGGCUUCUGUAUUCUAUCUCUUUGGAGGCCUGGGAAUCGUUUGGUUCAUAUUUUUCCAAUUAUUGUGUUAUUCCGAGCCGAAACACCAUCCAUUCAUCAGCGACCGGGAAAAGCAAUACCUUGAAAAGGAAAUUCAAUGUGUUUCCGAUAAAAGGCCGCCCAUUCCCUGGAAGGCUCUAGCCAGUUCUGUUCCUUUAUGGGCGCUGCUAGCAGCUCAGAUCGGCCACGAUUGGGGCUUCUAUACCAUGGUUUCUGAUCUACCAAAGUAUAUGAAAGAAGUGCUCAGAUUUGAUGUGGCCACGAAUGGGCUUUGGAAUUCUAUUCCAUAUGCUGCUAUGUGGAUCGUUUCCAUAUCAGGAGGCUGGAUUUGUGAUUGGUUGAUUUCGCAUCGUUACAUGAGCAUAACUGUUGCUAGAAGAUUUUUCACCGCUUUUGCUGCUGUUGGUCCUGCUAUAUUCAUAAUGGCAGCAUCUUAUGCGGAAUGUAACACAACGUUGGCUGCUUGGAUGUUUACCACCGCAAUGGGAUUUAUGGGCACAUUUUACUGCGGAAUGAAAGUGAACGCAUUGGAUCUAAGCCCAAAUUUUGCAGGAAUUAUUAUGGCCAUUACUAAUGGAAUUGGAGCGGGCGCUGGAAUUAUCACUCCUUACUUAACAGGGGCGCUAACAGGCGAGCAUACGGUGAUUGAAUGGAGGACGGUGUUUUGGAUAAGUUUUGUCAUUUUUGCGGUGACCAGUGUUAUAUAUUCCUUGUUUGGGAGCGGCGAAGAACAAUGGUGGAAUAAUCCUGAGAAAAUCGACAAGAACACCACCGUGAUUAACUUGGACACAAAACAGUUUCAGAGGAAAGAGGAUAGAAAAACCAUAACGUCGUUGUAAAUAUAAAAACGUGAAAAUCGCAAUAUUAAAGUCGGGAGUGUAGGCAGUAGGAAGAAAUCGACAUAAUCUUCUUCCAUUAACAAGCCCGUGAACUUUGCGUAACAUGAGAUUCAGAAGAAUGAAAAAUGAAUGAAGAGUGAUAUAAAUUAUAUUUAAUGGUUUUUCUUUUGUAAGAGUCAGCUGUUUUUUAUUGUGUAAAAUUUGAUUAAAGUUAAGUGGUUUUGAUUUUAUAAAUCUAAUAAAACUGCAUUAGUUAUUAAAUAAUAAAAUAUUAAGAUACGGUAAGCUGCAUUUGCAAUUUUACUCUAAAAUUUCUGAGUCUUAUGCAUGCGAUUAAAAACAGAUUAGAAGGAAUUA
This is a messenger RNA of Dendroctonus ponderosae (mountain pine beetle), 2106 nucleotides long. Its product is annotated as putative inorganic phosphate cotransporter. The transcript is spliced from 8 exons. The record is from RefSeq and is a predicted model, not a curated record. The coding region runs from base 241 to 1749 and encodes 502 amino acids. Gene Ontology annotation, biological process: transmembrane transport; monoatomic anion transport. Gene Ontology annotation, molecular function: transmembrane transporter activity. Lineage: Eukaryota; Metazoa; Arthropoda; Insecta; Coleoptera; Curculionidae.